AUGAGGACGGGGAGCACACUCAGCCACAGCAGAAGAAUCAGAAAGCAGUACCAGCCCCCUCUCUCUACGGUCCCCUCUCUCUGCCCCCUCUCCUCCCGGGCUCUCUCGCAGCUUCACCGACAGCGGAGGGACACGCUUCACGAUUCAAGAGAGGAAGGGUCGGCACAGAGGAGUGGAGACCAUAACUCACCAUACAGAAUGGCUGAAGUCUUGGACAAUUCAAAUGUCACAAUCAUGACGUCUUGUGGCGUCACAGAGUCGGCACGAUCACAAGUCCUCACCCAUUACCAAGACGAAGGGGAGUGUCUCAGUGAGAAGAAGCCCUACUCCAAUGAACACUGUAACCAGGUGCAACCAAAGAAAAAAGUCAAGGCCAAAGGGAAGUUGAUGCGUAGUGCAGCUGUUUGUGAGGAGUCGCCCCCGCUCGAAGAGAAGAACAGUAUCUCCGGCAGCACUGACAAUGACAAAAGUUUGUGCAAAACAGACAACCAAGAUCCAAAGAAAAGCUCUGAGGCCAAAGAGUCUGACACGGAGUACACUGACUCCACAGGCAUAGACCUUCACCAGUUCCUCGUUGAUACACUGAACAGUAACCCCAGGGAGCGCAUGAUGCUGCUUAAACUGGAGCAUGACAUGAUCUACUUCAUCACCAGCAAUAGCCCCUUUAAGAAGUUUCCUCCCAUGUCGUCCUACCACCGCAUGCUGGUUCACCGGGUGGCUGCGUACUUUGGCAUGGAGCAUAACGUGGACCAGACUGGCAAAUCCAUCAUAAUUAACAAAACCAGCAACACACGCAUACCAGAAAGCCGUUUUCUCGAUGAAGUACAAGAAGACAAACGCAAUGAAAUGAACACAUGGAAGACUAUUUUGAAGAGAGACAGCAGCUUAGAUGACCAGAUACAGCCUCGUCUCCACCCACUGCGAGAAAGGCAAAGUAAGUCAAUGGAAGAGCGAGAAGAAGAGUACCAAAGAGUUCGUGACCGAAUUUUCAACCCGUUUCCAAAUGUCAACCUAGAACCACAAAACACCCAGGAGACCGCCCAUACAGAAACCAGAGCUGUGGAGGAGUACAAUCCAUAUGCGGAGACCCAGAGGAGAAGGCAGCUCUUCAGAGGAAGCCGUGACAAUUCAGGCUCCAGCUGGACUGGCAGCAGCAGACAAAGCAGCUUUGACACAGACUGUCGCUAUAGCAGCGAUCCUCGACCUUGGAGCAGCACGGAUUCAGAUUCUUCUUACCAGUGGUCAAGCCCCGCCUCCAAACCGUGUCAGACCACCAACAGCAGCUGGGACACUCAUGGCUCCAUCUCUCUGUUCAGAGUCCCUCCCAGUGGCCAACACCCGUCUCCACCUCCCAUCAUGGAGGAACGGGCUCCAAACACAAACUACAUUGUGGAGAACGGGAUUCCUCCAGGAAGCAUCUUGGUCAACCCUCACACUGGGCAACCAUUUCUCAAUCCAGAUGGGACCCCUGUGGUGUACAAUCCUCCCGACAGUCAGCAGCCAAUCAGGAGCCAGACGCAGCUCCAGGGCUCGCCUCCCCAACAGCAGAUGCUGCAGUACUCCUCAGUUGCCUACACGGCUCCGCAGAUGUUACCUGUCACGCCGUCGCAGCCGUACUCCUCUAUUGAGGAACUCUCCCCUCAGUUUGCGCAUGUGACGGUGAGUUGUCACUCAAAUGCUGAAGUCCCGCCCACAUACCCUCCCAGUCAAGGUUACGUCUAUGUAGCUCCACCCGCCCCGCCGCUCCCUACCCCACCCAACUACUGCCAGCCUUCACCACAGGUGCCUGUUUAUUACUACGGCCAGUACCCUACCUCACCUCAGCAGAGUUUCCGGCCUGGUUCCCCCGGCGCACACGUCGUGAGCCAAACCGCACAUCCAGCAGCAAGUUACGCUCCCACUGUGCAGCAGACCUCCCCUCCGAAGACCCUGGGCAGCUACACCUCGCUGGCGUCUAAUCACUGCGCCCUGGUGCAGGGCGGCGUGCCUGUGUCCUAUCCCCAAAGCAAAGUAAUGGGCACUGAGGGGGGCUACUGCUGCGUCAUGCCUCCAGCGGCCCACCACGGAACCUGCCCGCCCCCAGCCUGGAGCGCGCCAUACUGA
Messenger RNA from Knipowitschia caucasica, 2103 nucleotides. The record is from the annotation of a GenBank genome assembly. NCBI's taxonomy places the organism in Eukaryota, Metazoa, Chordata, Actinopteri, Gobiiformes, Gobiidae.